This is a messenger RNA of Trypanosoma grayi, 333 nucleotides long. RefSeq lists its product as hypothetical. NCBI's taxonomy places the organism in Eukaryota, Euglenozoa, Kinetoplastea, Trypanosomatida, Trypanosomatidae. The coding region runs from base 1 to 333 and encodes 110 amino acids. The transcript has a single exon. The record is from RefSeq and is a predicted model, not a curated record.
AUGCUCAGUAGAAAGGGUUACAUUGGCCGCCAGCUGAGGCCGUCGCAGUUGGCGCGGGAGCUUCUGCCGGCGGACCAGACCUGGUGUGCCACUUGUCACGUGGCAGUCCUGAAGAAGAGCUGGAUGGAGCACCGCGGGUCGCGCAGCCAUCGCCUCGCGUCAAGGAAGUUGCAAAGGAUGAAGCACCUCUCCCUCGACAUGUGGGCGAACCACCGUGGUGCGCCGCUGCACGAAGAGAGCGCCCACGAGGGCAGUAUGGAGUCGGAGUUUGCGAGGUUCCGUGCCGAGCAGCGGCAGCGUGAGCGCAUAGCCCACUUUCCUUCGCAGUACUGA